Molecule: messenger RNA, 5132 nt
Organism: Ctenopharyngodon idella (grass carp)
Lineage: Eukaryota; Metazoa; Chordata; Actinopteri; Cypriniformes; Xenocyprididae
Gene: sesn4
Product: sestrin 4
Exons: 8
Coding region: 134-1468 (444 amino acids)
Biological process (GO): cellular response to L-leucine; regulation of response to reactive oxygen species; cellular response to leucine starvation
Cellular component (GO): nucleus
Molecular function (GO): L-leucine binding; oxidoreductase activity, acting on peroxide as acceptor
Source: RefSeq, a predicted model, not a curated record
UUUUUCACCCAUUGACACUGCAGCUGUAUGUCCGGACAUGUAGAUCUCAUAGCGGCUUGGCCUUUGUUAGAGAGUCGGUAAGAAGAACCAAGAAAGCCAGAGGAGCCGCAUUCAUGCACUUACAGGGAGGAAAAUGAUCAUCUGCACGAAAAACAUGGAUUAUCGCCUUGGAACCCAGUGUCAAUUUGUUCAAAAUCAGGUGAUGGUGAACUCUGAGAAAGACCGUGCUUCUCUCUUGUGCAUGAAGGCUCUGGCCAACAGGGGGCGUCUGGACACGGUGUCUCAGCAGAUGGCCUCUCACCCACAGUACCUGGAGAGUUUCCUGCGCACACAGCACUAUAUCCUCUAUAUGGAUGGCCCAUUGCCUCUGCCCUACCGCCACUACAUUGCCAUCAUGGCUGCAGCACGGCAUCACUGUGGGUACCUGGUGUCUUUGCACUCAGCCCAGUUUCUGCGUGUGGGCGGAGACCCGUUAUGGCUUCAGGGGCUGGAGGCUGCACCCCCACGUCUACGGCACCUUGACCACAUCAGCAAGGUCCUGGCCCAUCAGCCUUGGCUCACGGCACGCUCGCACAUACAGGCUCUGCUCAAGACGGGAGAUCAGUGCUGGUCUCUGGCUGAGCUUGUUCAAGCGGUGGUUCUGCUGGCCCACUGUCACUCCCUUUGCAGUUUUAUUUUUGGUUCUGGUUCUGACUCGGAUGCCACUCCCAUUCCCAGAGUGCAUCACGGCACGCCCCCUGGCUACUGUCUUUGUGAUGCUGCCAACGGCAACACAGCCUUAUCACCACCCCCUGCUGGACCCACAGAGAAGGCACCACGAAGAAGGUCCCUAGACUCCAGCUGCGAAGUUGCGUGCCUUCUAGAACAAAUUCAGAAAUCACAGGAGGAAAUCAAAGAAAGAAAAGGAGACCGACUCUAUUCACAGACACUCCUACAUGCUGAUGUGGAGGAGGAGGAGGAGGCGAUGUUCUCCGCAGACCCCUCCCGCUUCGUCACAGAUCCAGAAUUCGGCUACCAGGAAUUUGCCAGACGGGAGGAGGACCAUUUCCAAGUAUUCCGGGUGCAGGACUAUUCAUGGGAGGAUCAUGGUUUUUCGUUGGUAAACAGGCUCUACUCUGAUAUAGGGCACUUGUUAGACGAGCGAUUCCGCAAUGUGGCCUCCCUCCCUUUCCCUCACAGCCCCGAUCUCAAACGAGCCAUCUGGAACUAUAUUCAUUGUAUCUAUGGAAUUAGAUAUGAUGAUUACGAUUAUGGGGAAGUUAACCGUUUACUGGAGCGUGGACUGAAACUUUACAUUAAAGCUGUGGCCUGCUACCCCGACUCCAGCAAGACCCCUCUAUGCCCACUGUCCUGGGCCCCUGUCAAAGCUUCAGAGAAGGUUCAUGUAAAUCUGUUAGUGAUGGAGGCCCGCCUGCAGGCUGAGUUGCUGUAUGCGCUCAGAGCCAUCACCCAAUACAUGAUCGCAUAGGACACGAGCAUUCAGAACCACAGAGGCACAUGGUAGAACGGAAAUCAAGGCAAAGAAAUACAAGCAGAGUCUGUCUCUCCGUCUCUGUAUUUGUUGUCUCCGAGUUGACCGGUGUGACGUAAGGUACUGCUGUGAAAAGUUUCUUUGCCAAAGGUGAAACUUUAGAAGAAAAAAAAAAAAAGUGCAAAGCAAUCGCUCACCCCUACUGUCAUUUUGCAUGCGCCUCACCUACAUACUUUUGUUAGUUGAUCUUUUGUGUGUGUGUGUGUGUGUGUGUGUGUACUCAUUCCUCUUUUUUUAUCUUUAUCCCAGUUGGUAAUGUGCAAUUAUUUUUAUUCAGUUGUUGUUAUUAAUAUUUUCCCGUUUGUUUUGUUUGUUUUUUGCUGUUGCUAUUCAAUUGAGAGACGUGUCCAACUGUCUGUUUCCAAGUAUCAAAAUUCUGUAAAGGUCAAAGCCAAUUUACAGGAAAUGAGUGAUUGGACAAAGGCGCUUGCUUAACAUGGCUUCCAAAUAUUUCAUUUGAAUGUGGAAUAGUGAGCAAAAUUUAACAAAGGGUAGGAGAAGGUUCAACGGCUGUAUCUUUCUUUUUAAAUUAGCACUUUUAAGUCAGUAUCUAAAGAAUAUCUCAAUAAGCUUUCGGCUGUGGCUUCGUUCAGAACACAGCAGGUCAUCUGAGUACUGGUUUCACUUAUUCACAUAGAUUAGCAUUGAUGUUUUUUUUCCUAAAUCUUCCACAUGCUUUCCUCUCUGCAUGGGUGCUAUAAAGAUUGAUUAUGGGUACUUUUAUAGGAUCCAUAAUAAUUCAUCCGAUUCAUCUCAGUAGGCAUUUAAACAGCUUUACAAUGUGAAGAUCUACAGUUGAUGGGUUCAAAGCAGUGUAAAGGAAUUGCAUUUUCUAAACUACUUUAAAUUGUAUGUUUGCUUUGUUGGUAGUGUUCUCAGCCUUUCUCAGUUUCUUAGGGCACCUGCUCUAUGCGGACUGGCCAAAUUAACACAGUGUGUAUUUGAGGUCCAUUACAUUGUUUGCUAAUUCUGAAAACCAUUUAAAUACCAUUUAAAAGUAUGUCUUGAUAGGCCCUAAGUAAUUCACCCACUGAAUGGAUUCUGAAAAGACCAGCUAUCAGUGAGAAGCACUGGUUAAUGUAAUGCUGGCUUGUAGACAUUUAUGCACGAGAAAUGAAUCUGCAAUAAUUAGGACUUGUUUUAAAAUAUUUUACCAUGUAAAAAUUAAGUCACAUUGUGAUGUAUGUGAGAAGGAGCUCAGAAUAAGCUUAUAAUUUGUGAUUUUAACGUUAACACGUUGGUAUAGAUCAAAUGAAGGCUUUUGUCUGUAAGAUGUGGAAAGGUUCAUGGUCAGCCUGCACAAAAUUAUUGUUAUUGUUGUUAUUAUUAUUUUUGGCACUGAACCUUUUGUACGAAACCCCUCAAGUGUGGUUGCAGCUGUCAUUGUUACAAACUGCUUGGAGAGGUGUCGAACCCUCUGAUGCCAUGAGUAUAUUCAAUGUCUAGUUUUGUUGACAAGGCCAAAUACCUGUACUGUGUUAAACUCUCAUGGCUCUGGUUGUCUAAUUACAGUUGGUAGAAUGACUUGGGCAACACCUAUGGUUGGUUUUGUGUGUGUUUAAUAUUUAACAUUUGCAUUACUUUUGUCCCUGUUUUUGAGGGAGGGUGAUGUUGUUGAUGUCAGUUUUGCUCUUGUCUGAACUCUUUAGAUUUAAGAUACUAAGAUAUGUAAAUCAGCAGAAAUGUGUAAAGAAGUACAGUCUGUGUUGGACGCUCGGUGCCUUUUGACUAUGAUGAGUCAUGGCUCAUCAGUAUGGCUAAGCUGGACUGAAGUCUCAUGCUACUGCAUUAAUUCGAGCUGAGAAUGGAAGACGAGCCAGGAGCGCGUUCAUCAUCCGGGCUGACUGACCGUAACGGAAAACCGGAGACAUUUGUCAGGAGGAGCAGAAUACAACUGCAGCACGGCCAUUCUACCUUAAACAGGACUGUCUUAAAAGCUUGUUCUUGAAUGGCAGUCUGCCAAAUCCCUGAAACGUGGAGACUUCCAGACUGUCUUCAACAGCUCAGCUGGAAGAUGUUGUGGUGCCUCAGCGGUGGAGACUGAACGAGCAUGGCUAUUGCCAAAAUGUUUAUUUACCACGUAAAUGUAGAAACUAUGAAAAUUUAAACUGACCAAAAAGAAAAAAACAAAAACAAAGAAAUAUUGAAAAACCAAGCAAAAAAAAAAAAGUUUUGAAAUGUGAAAGAUUAUUUUUUCUAUAAAGAAAUAUGAUAUCAUUGAUGUGUCUUGUUUUUAUUUAGUUUUUAUGUUUGAAUGUGUAUCGGGUUUAUUAGUCCAGAUUCAGUAAAGUAACGCUGUGGUUACAAAUAUUUCAUUUAUAGGAAUUAUAGCACUGUAAAAAGAUGUUGGUUUAACUUAAAGUUACCUGGUUGCCUUAAUUUUGAGUUCAUUGCAAUUAAAAAAUUGAGUUAAUACAAUGAAGGUGAUUGGUUUAAUCAACAGAAACUCAAAAUAUUAUGUUAUCUGAACCACAUUAAUUAUUAAAGUUGAUUUGACAAAAGAAAAAAUGUUGUAAUAAAUCAUGAAAAUAUUUUUUGUUACAGUGAGGAAAAGUUCAGAGUGUCGGACUGACGACUUGGCAUCCAAAUUAUUUGGGAAUUAAUUUUAAUAAUGGCGUCUGAGACUACUAGUGCAAUCCUGCCAUCUAGUGGUAGAUCUCCAUUCACAAUCCCUUUGAGAAAAUAACGGGAGCAAUUCAAACAAAACAUUAAAAUAUUACAGGUUUAAUACAAAUGUUUUGGAGCGUUUAAAUGUAGAAAUGUUAUGUCUGUAAUGUUAUAAAAGCUCAACCCGUAAUGUUUAAGCUAAACAUCAGUGGACCUCCUAGGCUAGAUUUAAAGAACCGUCAUGUUAACAUGAGUAUUAUUUAUGUCUUGUGGCUACACUAUGGAAACAGUGAGUAGUUCAACGUUUAAUGAUUAGUCCUAUUUAAUUCCACUGUAAAGAACCGUACAAACAAACCACGAUAACCUUCCGUUUAUUAAAAGCGCGCUGCAGUUGUCAUGUCGCUUUAAAUGCUCGAGCUCUUUAAAGUCAGGUGGAUUCUGAUUGGCUGUCAAUGUUUUUAUUCGUUCAUCACCUAAGAAAAAAAUCAUUUUGAAUAUUUCCUCUCUGUCGUUUAUUAUUAAAACGUUAGUUGUCGGUCUUAGCCGGCCUCAUUAUAACCAAGACUUUAGCUAUAAAAAAAAAUGAGGGAAAUGUAGAAAUUAACUUUCAAACGAAUUAAUCCAUAUACAAGUACUCUCGAUUGGCCUAAAAUUAUACUAAACCUGGAAUAUUAUUUUAAGGUAAGAUGUAUCAGCUCAAGUUACUGUGUGACCUCAUGCCAGGUCAUUCAGAUUUAUUGUUUCAUUUCACAUUUACUAUGCAUGGUUACUCUGAGCCUCGGUUUAUCACAAUGCUUAAGUCUAGAUUUAAUGAAUGUCCUGCAUCUGUGCUAAUGUCAAAUGAAUGGACCAAUAACAGAAUGAACUUAAAACAGUCUAAGUUAAACAGAUUAGGUUUAUUUCUAUUAUGCUGAACUGCAUUCAAUGAUCUCUGACUAACAGAAAAUGGGGGGACAAAAUGAAUUAAGCCCAAAAAAAAAAAAAAAAAAAAGAA